Molecule: messenger RNA, 1523 nt
Organism: Sinocyclocheilus anshuiensis
Lineage: Eukaryota; Metazoa; Chordata; Actinopteri; Cypriniformes; Cyprinidae
Product: cilia- and flagella-associated protein 43-like
Biological process (GO): sperm axoneme assembly; cilium assembly
Cellular component (GO): axoneme
Source: RefSeq, a predicted model, not a curated record
AUGCUUAACUUACAGGAAGUACCUCAGCCCGAGUUCAUGUCUAAACCUGAGGUACAAUGGACAGAAGAAGAGAGAAAGAGCUUCAAAGAGUUUGAAAAAACAAAAGAGCUCAGUGAGGAGAAAGAGAAAUACAGAAAGACACUAGAGACAGAAAUGAAGAAACUGCUGACAUCUAUCAAAGAGGCUACCCAGAUGUUUGAUGAAAAACUCACAAAGCUGUUUGAAAGGAAGGUGAAAUCAGAGAUGGUCAUAUACCAAGAGGAGCUCAAGAUUGCUAACCUGGUUCACUCCAUUCAAAUCGAAGAAGAGAUCCUAAGCAGAGAGAAACAGUUGAGCCUUAAACUUGAAAAGGCACAAAUUGUAAAGAAUGAAAUAGGGGAGGAAUUGAAAAAACACAAGGAGAUUGUUGAUGAGUCUAGAGAGGAGUAUGAUAACACAGUCGCUGAGGAAAAACUUCUUGACAAAGGUUUACGCAAAGAGAUUUUUGACGUCCCUGGACACAUAAUUGACCAGCUCUAUAAGCUUUACAAACGCAGACCAAGGGUUCAGAGGAUGAAAACACAGACUGAAAAUAACCCGUUCAAAGAGGGGGCGCUAUUAGGAACAGCACCAUCUGAUGGACUCUCUCUGAUGAUGAAGGUCAUGGAAGAGUUGGACACACCACAGAACAUGCCAGAAGGAUUAGAUCCAGUUGUGUGGGAGAGGUUUUGCCUGGCUAGACGGGCCAAAGUGGAAAGUGAACAAAAGGUCAAACUAAAGGCAUUGACCUUGGCAGAGAUGCAGGCUUUUCUUCAGAGGAGAACAGACGAGGACGAGAAAGCUAAACUUGAAAUAAAAAAUCUCAUUGAUGAACUUAAUAGCCUCUGUGAAGACAAGAUGAGGUUUCGACUAGACAGUAUGGUGCAGAUCGGUCUACAGCAAGGUCAGGUGGAAGUGGAGGCUGGAGACUUCAUCGCUGACUAUACAGAUGCUUUGCUAAUCAAUCGCAAAGUAACUGAGGACCUCAACAGCACCAUCAGGGCUUUAGGAGAUCAGAAGAUCGCCAGCAUUGUGGAGUGUAAAGACUUCCGCUAAGGAAUCAUACAGCAGGAGUGGGAUCACAGGAGAAUGAGAAUGCAGCUGGAGGAUCUCAGCAAUAAAGCCAGAGACAUACAGGCCCUGCGCAUCGCAAUAUUGGUUGAAAUAAUCUUCAUUCAUUUAGUGCUUUUUUUACCUGGCAGUACCUAAAUGAAACAAAGAAUGACAACAGGGUGUCAAAGCAGCUCGCAACUCUGUAGACGACCAUAGAUUUACAGAAAACGACUCAGCAAAAGAAAGUUGAGACUUUCAAGAAACAGAUAAAGCACCUGGACAGACAAGGUGUGCAAAUGCAAGAGAAGAACGCAGCCCUCAACUUGGCUGACAUGGAGAUAACUGUCACAGAGAGAAGAAAUAUUUACGAGGCUGUUGCAAUGGGAGAUAACCAAGACACAGAGGCAGAGAAGAACUACCCAGAUAUCAUCUUAAGAAAGAAGCUGUUGAAC